CUUGUUGACACUUGAUACAUUUCGAUACACAUAUAUAUUGAAUGUUUCCAAAAUAAAAAGAAUGAAUAGAAAGGCCUUCCCCAUAGUUUAGUUCUUUUCUUCAUCGUAAUAACUACGUAUUUAUUUUCAGAAAAAAGAAAAGUAAAAAGGGAUAUUUUUAUAAAACGUGCAUUUUUAAAUUAAUUGUUAAGAAUGGUGACGAAACAAAGUUAUGAUUAUGGAGCAAUCUUAGAGCGGCAUCCUGAAAUUAUAUUAGUAUCAGAAUCACCUGUCACUUGGUAUGGUUUUUUAAUCAUUUCGCAUUCAUUGUGCACUGCAUAUGAUUUCCAAAGUCCCAGAGUAAAAUUAAAAUUAAUCAUGUCCGCUUAUCCAUCAUUUGAACAAGCACAUAUAGAGUUUGGUAGACAAAUAGCUUCUCUGCGAAAUAAAGAAUUCCAUAAAAGGGUGAAACAAUUAAUGACUACAUUCAAGUCUGAACAAACAGUAUCUUCAUUUUUAACACAGUUACAAUCACUUAUUGGAGAAUAUAUGCACAAUACUAAGACUCUCAUACCUAAUCCUGACACUAUGAGAUAUUUCCUACAAGAAUUGAAAGCAGCUCUUCAUCAUUUACCUGAUAUGAAGAUAUCAUCUGAUCAAAAUUUAAGUAUUAUCAAAUUACACUAUAGAGAUGUAUCUAUUACAUUACAAAGAUGUAAUAAUACUGAACUUCCUUGGACAGUUAUUGCUUCUGAUUUGCCUAAUAUUCCAUCAUUUGAAGGCUUUGAGAAGAAUGUAACUAAUUUGAGUGUUGCAAAGACUAAAUUCAAAUGGCAAGUGGAAAUAUUGAGAAAAGCAUGGGAACAAUUAGAAGAAAUUGAUGAAAAUUGCUGGGUGAUCGAUCCAUUGAAGCCAAAUAAAAGCCACAUGUAUAGACGCAUCCAUUUGUCUCAGUCUUUAUCUGUAACAAUUAUAAUAGAUGAUCCAUCGAAUCCUUUGCCAAUAAUUAAAUUCUUAGGGAGCGACAAUGAAGUAAAACGACAAAUGGAUGAUGUUUCCAAUAAUAUUCAUAAGUGGAAUUAUGAUUGCAGUAUUUUUGAAAACCUAAAAAUGCUGUUAAAUAUGUAUGAAUUUUCUGACCCAGAAAGUAUAGAAGAGAAGAACGUCGUUAUCAAUAAUCGUGAGUGCGGUAUAUGUUUCUCGGACGAAUUAUCAGACAAAAUAUGUAAUAAUGAAAAAUGCAUGAAACAUUUUCAUUCAGCAUGUUUAUCAAGGUGGUUACAAACAAACAGUGGAAAUCAAGUUGUGUUUGACCAUAUUUAUGGCACCUGUCCAUAUUGCAAGGAAAAGAUUUCCUGUUCCAUUAAACAAUAAAAAGGUACAUGUGACACCGAUUGAAAUCCUGCGAUAAGAUGUAUCCUUGUCAAUUCUGUUUCAUCAUCAACGAUCAUUUUAGCAAUGGGAUAAAGUGCUGCUAUUCCCGAACCGAUACUGAACAUAACAAUCUGUCGAAAACUAUCAUAACAGUGUGAGUUGUGACACAAUUUUAUAAUUAUGUGAACAAAUAAAUCUUCACAUACCUGUUA
This is a messenger RNA of Nylanderia fulva, 1565 nucleotides long. RefSeq names its product E3 ubiquitin-protein ligase Fancl (gene Fancl). Gene Ontology annotation, biological process: protein monoubiquitination; interstrand cross-link repair. Gene Ontology annotation, cellular component: Fanconi anaemia nuclear complex; nucleus. NCBI's taxonomy places the organism in Eukaryota, Metazoa, Arthropoda, Insecta, Hymenoptera, Formicidae. Gene Ontology annotation, molecular function: ubiquitin protein ligase activity. The record is from RefSeq and is a predicted model, not a curated record.